AAAAAUCCCUAGAACAUUAAAUCCACACGCAACAGCUGUAUAUUAGGAUAGAGCAGAGAGAGCUUUGAGAAAUCUAUAGCAAUCUAUAGUCACUGAUAACAUUACACGUUACACAAGAAAAAAUGCGUGAAUUGCUGGAUUUAUUAUAUAAAAAAAUAUAUGCUGCAGAUAAGUAUGAAGAUGUAUUUAAUGAAUUCAAAACUUUACGUGCAAAUGAGGAACGUGUAAGAUUUUUUCUUAAGCUUAUGCUAGAAUAUGAUAUGAUUCCUCAAGUAUGUCCAGAUAGAAAAAAUACAAAGAAAUCUACAGAAUUAAGAGAGCAAGGAAAUGAAAAAUAUAUGUCAGAAUCAUUAACAAGCUCUCUGUGUAUCGAUGUACUAAAACUGUAUACAAAAAGUAUAGCGUAUGCACCUUGUACAUCUGAACAACUUGCAUUGGCGUAUGCUAAUAGAUCUGCUGUUCUAAAAAAAAUACACAAAUACAAAGAAUGUAUUGAAGACAUAGAUAGAGCAUUAGCCUUACCAUAUCCAAAUAAUUUAAGAAGUAAAUUAUAUUUAAGAAAAAUUGAGUGUUUAAGUAUAUUAAAACAUCCCAAAACAGAAGAUGCUAUUAAAGAAGCGCAAAAUUGGCUGGACAGCAUGUCCUUGAAUGAUAAAAAAAUAAAUAAUAUGUUCAUUUCUGCCAAAAAAAUAUCGGUAUCAAAUACAUCAAAAAACCAAACUAUCAUGAAACAAUCCCCUUUGCCUAAAUUAAAGAUAUGCAACACUGAAGCUCCUUGUGCCUCCGAUGCGAUAACUAUAAAAUAUAAUGAAAAAUAUGGCAGACACAUUGUAGCUACCCGUAACAUAAAUGUUGGUGAAGUAAUUGCUAUAGAAAAACCUUAUUUAUUUAUGUUGAAGCCUGACAAUUUACAGACGCAUUGUUCAAAUUGUUUGGAAGUAUGCUGGAUUAAUAUACCUUGUAACUAUUGUACAUAUGCUAUGUAUUGUUCAGAAGAAUGUAAAGCUUCGGACUGGAGUAAAUAUCAUGACAUAGAAUGUAAGGUAUUUCCUUACUAUUUUAAAAUGAAUUUUACGCUUCUGUAUUUCCUUAGUGUAAGACUUACUAUUCAGGCAAUAAGAGAGAGCAAUAACAUACAGAACUUAAAAGAAGAACUAAAAGAAAUUGAAAAUUGUGAUAAUCCUCGUACAAAGGGAUUUUCAAAGAAUGGAACAUUUGAAAGUGAUGCGUACAGAAGUGUAUUAAGUUUGGUUACUAACGUUGAAAAACUGUCAUUACAAGAUCUCUUUAGAAGAUCUGCAGAAGCUAGUUUCACAUUGUAUUACCUAGCAACAUGUACUGAUAUAUUUGGAAGUUCAAUGAAAGAUUUAUCUGAAUUAGUAGAAAACACUGAUGCUAUCUUUGUUGGGGGGCUUAUACUAAGGCAUCUGCAGUUGAUCUUUAUUAAUUCUCAUACUAUUUCGGAAGAAUAUGGACUGAAUGGGAGAAGCUAUGGUGGAGCACUUAUGCCAUUUCUUAGUCUGAUUAAUCACAGUUGUAACCCAAACAUUCUAAGAGUUGACAGGACUGGGCAUAUGAUUAUUUAUGCAAUAUAUCCUAUCAAAAAAGAUGAACAGAUAUUUGAUAACUACGGUCCAUUAUAUGCAAUGUUAUCAAAAUCCAUGAGACACAUGGAACUUCUAAAGGACUAUUGCUUCACUUGUGAUUGUGUAGCCUGUGUGGAAGACUGGCCAUUAUUUUAUAAAUUACAGUCAAGUAAGGAAUCCAGUUUAGGAAUAGAAGCUCUUCGUGCGUUACAAAAUUAUCCUAAAUAUGCUCAUAUGGCGGAAGUAGGAAUUGUAUUUAACAAAAAUAUGAUAGAUGAUUUGUUACAAAUGUUUGAACAAGUAUAUAACGCGGUGCGUAUGCCACACUGGACACUGUUCGAGAUGACAGAAGUUCUUAAACGCGUCUAUUGCUUACGUGGAAACAGAUUUGAUAUUCCGGAACUAUAAUAUGCAUCAAACGCACCCACGUAAUGACAUGUUAAUUUCUUCAUGUUUUUUUUUAUUUUUGUUUCUAAUUUAUUAACAGUUAAAAUGUAUCUUUUAUAACUAAAUUUGAGGUAGUGACAAAGGUAAAGUAUGUAUAAAAUUUUUGUAUAUUUAAAUAGUAAAGAUUGAUUAUUCAACGUA
This is a messenger RNA of Osmia lignaria (orchard mason bee), 2174 nucleotides long. Its product is annotated as protein-lysine N-methyltransferase SMYD4-like. Gene Ontology annotation, cellular component: nucleus; cytoplasm. Gene Ontology annotation, molecular function: histone deacetylase binding. The record is from RefSeq and is a predicted model, not a curated record. Lineage: Eukaryota; Metazoa; Arthropoda; Insecta; Hymenoptera; Megachilidae.